Molecule: messenger RNA, 4268 nt
Organism: Cheilinus undulatus (humphead wrasse)
Lineage: Eukaryota; Metazoa; Chordata; Actinopteri; Labriformes; Labridae
Gene: letm2
Product: leucine zipper-EF-hand containing transmembrane protein 2
Exons: 11
Coding region: 256-1806 (516 amino acids)
Biological process (GO): intracellular monoatomic cation homeostasis
Cellular component (GO): mitochondrial inner membrane
Molecular function (GO): ribosome binding
Source: RefSeq, a predicted model, not a curated record
GAAGGCUGCGCGAGCAGAGUCAACGGUCGGGAGCAGGAACACGACGCAUCCAAAGGCUUUAACUAUAUAAACCCACCGUAAAUGGGUUUAUUACCACACCAGUCGUUACUCUCGCCACUCCCGUAUACCUCGAGUGAUUGUUGUGGAUGGAUUAUUUUAUUCACGUCUCACCAAGAAGCCUUAACAACGCCCAGUCAGCAGCGGCAGCCAUAGCUCCGUCAUUGACGCUGGAGGAUACCGUAAUCUGCUCCUGCAAUGGCCGUCUUUAGUCAUCAGGUGCUCCUUGCAGUCACACGAACUAGGGGAUCAUAUCUGUUAUCCAAGAGGCAAAGCUGCUCGUCUUUGUCUUCCAAAGCGUAUCUCCACAUAGACCCUCCUCGCCACAGCUCGUCCUUACUCACUCUCAGGCACUCCCGCUAUGGCUAUCCCCACUGUUACAGAGGCCACGCUCUCAGCCGUAACCACAGCUCCGCCCUGCUCACCCGCUCUCUGCACAGCACAGGUGUGUGGCUCCAGGACAUAAAGCCAGAGGACACUAAAGCGUCACCAGCCGCCACACAAGAUGCUACAAAAAAGGACUCGGUUGUUGCUGCAGCAACACAGCCCCAACCUCCAUCAGCUCCCGCUCCAACGUCUGCCACCACUGCCACCACUACAGCGGCCGCUGUCCCUUCAGCGCAGGAGAGGGCAGUGGUAAGAAAGGCUCUGCAUCUCAGGAUUGUGGAUGAAUUAAAGCAUUACUACAAUGGCUUCCGGUUACUUGGGAUCGACAUCAAGAUUGCUGGCAGGAUGGUGUGGAGGCUGCUGCAUGGACAGUUGCUCACACGCAGGGAGAGGAGACGGCUGAUGAGGACCUGCGCCGACCUCUUCCGACUAGUUCCCUUCAUGGUGUUCAUCAUCGUUCCCUUCAUGGAGUUCCUCCUGCCUGUCUUCCUCAAACUCUUCCCAGAGAUGCUGCCCUCCACCUUCGAGACAGAGUCCAAAAAGGAGGAGAAGCAGAAGAAAGGUCUGGCGGCUAAGCUAGAAUUGGCCAAGUUUCUCCAAGAGACUAUUGCUGAGAUGGCUCGAAGGAAUAAAGCUAAAGCUCUGACUGAAGAUGAGACGCAGCGCUUCUCCACAUAUGUUCAGAAGGUUCGAGGCACAGGGGAGCAGCCCACCACAAAGGACAUCGUCCGGUUUUCCAAGCUGUUUGAGGACGAGCUUACGCUGGAGCACCUGGAGCGCCCCCAGCUGGUGGCUCUGUGUAAACUGCUGGAGCUGCAGCCCAUCGGCACCAACAACUUGCUGCGUUUUCAGUUGAUGAUGCAGCUCAGGACCAUCAAAGCAGAUGAUGAGAUGAUUGCAGCAGAAGGUGUGGCAGCUAUGAGUGUGUCAGAGUUGCAGGCUGCGUGUCGUAGUCGUGGGAUGAGGUCUUUGGGUCUCACCACUGACCAGCUACGCCAGCAAAUGCAGCAGUGGCUGGAUCUUCACUUGAAGGAGAAUGUUCCUCCAUCACUGCUGCUGCUCUCUAGAGCCAUGUAUCUGACCGACCUCAAACCAAAACCCCCAGUCAUCCCACCUGUUCCCAAACUCGAGAAAGCUCCUCCUCCCCCUCCCCCAGUGGAAAAUACAGGAGCAAACACAACCUCAGUCACCACUGAUAUGUUGGCAGAUCCUGCCAUUAUCAUCAAGGAAAGACAGGUAGAGGAGUUGAGAGACAAGGCCCCUGUGAUCUCAGACAAACCUCUGACUCCUGCUGAAGUCCUUCAGGCUAAAGCAGCCACAGAGGUGACCCAGAAGAGCAAGAUGAGUGCCAAUGGCGUGUAGAGGAGCAGGAGCCUUUAGACUGAGUGGGGGAUAAAGAUUACACAGACCUGUUUCCUAAGGAGGGGAAAGAGGAAUGGCAGGGAUGUUGUGGUCAUCUGAUGGGCCAGUGAUGGUCUGCAUUUCAGUAGCCUUCAAUUGUUUUAAAGCUCCUCCAUAAACAUUCUUUCUCUCUGGAUCAGAGGGACUGGAAAACACUGGAUCUGGUCAGCCUUCAUUGUUCAACUCAUCCAGGAGUCCUGCUUUUUCUUUGUCCCUUUCUCUUUGAACACCCAGGAGAGGUCUACUUUAUCUCAGCGCUGCCAUGGCCGCCCUGCUUUCACAUUUGUGCACUCCGUUUUCUGUAACUCCCCAUUUUAAGCUGGACUAACCAGUCUUAGAUUUCACCUGACUGGCAGACCACUGGUGGUGUUACUAUGUUGACCUUGUUUCCUGAAAGCAACACCCAAACUGACCAUCACAGCCUGAUCAACUUACAGAGUCUCCCUGAAGUCUAGAUGGUCUCCUUCUUCUCCUCCUCCUCCUGUAAAUUUGUAAAUAUCCUGUAUAUUUUUGUUUCUGUCACCACAGCAGCAGCAGUGUUGUACAUUUUGCUAUGCAAAGGCCUAAUUUCUCUCAAGAACUCUAGAGUUUUUCUCUUUUAGCUAAUUUUAUUUUGUUUUAUUUGGAAUAUUUUCACUCCUGUUAAGGAUAUGAGAGAACUCUUUUUGUUUUUUUCUGAAACGGUUUUGUCCAUCUUUUUGGUUCAGUUGCAGUCCUGACUUUAUUUUUACUCGGUAAUCUGAGACCAGGCUGAUGUGCAACCACCUAAAACAGCACAACCAGAGCCUGCUAUAGAAUGAAAAUGUCAAAAUGCCAUCUUAUUUCUCCAGCAGAUAGACAUGCAGAAUUGGACCGGCCCUGUGCCUGUUUAAUAUUUUGUAGUUGCUUCUGCUGUAAUUAGUAAACAAAAACCUGCUCAUCAUUAAGAGAGAACUCACUCCUUAAACCCAGAGGUGGCUGGGAUAAAGUGCAGUCUGCCUCCACUCUAAACCACUAAGCGGACAUUCCGUUAAGAGAAAUGCAAUGUUUAUUUACAUACAGAGUAUAUGUAUUGUGUUUUAACACUAUGGCGCUACAAGUUCUUGAAACUGAAAACAGACAAUACUUGAUGUAUUAUUAUUAAUAUUGGAGAGAAACUUAAAUUUUUAAGCCACAAUAGAGAUUAAUGUUAUUUUUGGUCUUGUGGCACUGAAAGAGGUAAAUGUAUAGCAUUAUGACUGUUUCGCCUAACACAAAGUUUAAUAUACAACCCUAAAAUUUAUUGGAAAGUUUACAACCUAUACAUGUACUGUAUAAAUACAGUUUCUGUGUGUUUGGCUAAAGUUUUGUAAGCUUCCUAUCCUCCCUGAGUAUUUUGACAGAGCUGGAGUAACUGAUUUCAUUGCAGCUGGAUGAAAGUUUUUGUCUCCACACCAUUUUUAUCAUAAAUAGCAAUCCACAGACACCUUACAGAAGUGGAUAACGAAGAAUAUUUUUAAGCAUAAAGUUGCUGACAAAGGUUUAUUUUAUUGGUUUUACAUAUGUGCCUAAAGUUGAAGGGUGAUUGUGGCUGUAUUUUUCAUCAGAUAACAGGUUUUCUAUAUUUACCAUAAUCAGCUCUUGCUUUGGUUUGAUAUUUUACCUCAUUAUCUGCCUAAAGCAUCCAGUUCCACCUUCUAUCUUACCUUGAAUGUCUCCUCUUUCCCUCCCCACAUUUGAUCCAACUAAAAAACAAAUAGAAAAUGAUUUUUUUCCUUAAAACCAACUGGACUGAUGAAAAAGCAGUCACCCGUCAGACAGCUAGCCCUUGUGACUCAAAGGGGAAAUCAAAAAUGAGAAUCAGAGUAGUAGCUUUCUCCUCUCCAUUUUGUGCUGCUGCCAUAUUUAUAGAAAGACAUUUUGAACAGAAGUGAACUGAUUUUUGCAACACUUGUGAUUACUGAGCUUUGUUGCUGAAUUAUUACUCCCCAGUAGUGCUGUUUUGAUCCAUUGGAGGUUUUUUCCUUUUCUGCAAUGAUGCUUAAGGAUUAGAGCGCUGAUCAGCAGUUUGAUAUUGUGAAUUGCUAAACUGGUUCAUGUGCCAGUCCUGCCACACUUCAUAAAUUUAAAUUGCGUUCUUCUGCACCUACAAGUAAUUUUCAUCUUUGCAUCCGAAACAGCAUUCCUCUUUUUGGAACUGUGUUUUCUCAUUCAUCAGCUCCAUAGUGUGUGUGUUUUAACAACACUGUGCCUGUCUGGAAACUUUGUGGUCUACUGAUGUCACGGAUGUUUCAAACAUCAGUGAUUUGAUGUGUCCUCUGUCUUAAGGCUCAUUUUCUUUUAGUUUAAAAUUGCACUGCUGUCCAGUUACUUCUGACCCUGUAUUGAAUUCAUGCAUCACUUUGAUAUGGCAAAUAAGUGAUGGCGAAAAUGAAUACACAUGAUUAAAUUCAUGAAACCCCUUA